AUGCGUUCGAGCUUGGCACGAAUGUAUAACGGAAAGUGGCCUACAGAGCCGCAAAUAGAUGGAAAGCAAAAUCUCCUAGGUGAAGAUCAUAAAGAAUUGCAUACUAGACCAAGACGAGGACAAGAUGAUGUUCGAGGCAGUAAUAGAUCUGCUGGAUACAGCAAUAGUGGAACUUUUGGUAUUGGUGCGACGAAUACAGGUGCAACAACUGCUGUCAACAGUGCCGGGAAGACUAACCUUGUUGAAGAUGCGAGGGAGGCAACUUUAAGUGAUAGCAAUGACGAAAUGUUUUACAGGCGUUUUCUGUCAGACAAUGCGGCGAGAGCACAGGCAACAUCAGAUGCAUAGACGACGUCGAGAGGCAUUGAGAAGAAGCAGAUAAUAGGUAGCAGUGAAGAGGGAACAUCACCCGCCACCUUCACUUCUUUUCGGGCACGCAUUGAAAAGCUUCGUCUCUUCUAUCGUCGUCUGGUGGAACGACUACCCACAAAGGAGGCGCCAGCACAUCGAAGCUUAAAAUUAACCACAGCGGUGACUCAAGUAAACCCAAAAAAGCCAGAGCAGCUGCACUAAGCGGUGGAGCUACAACUAGUAGUAUCCCAGAAUCCUCUUCAUCGUUGCCGCAGGAUCUUCAGAGUAGCAUCUCAUCGGCAGGACGUGCGCCUCCGCUUGUAUACGCGAACAGCCGUGAUGCGGCACCUUGGCCAGGUGGAAGCUCGAGUGAGGCGUCUAACCCUCCGGAAAACCAGCAGACCACCUCCCUGCGACAAAAGGAGUCACCGCACGUUGAAGACGAGCAUGGUCAGGAGGAAUCACCAGAACAACGCACCCUGAUUCGAAGCGCAGGCUGCACAAAACUGCCUCCUGGGAGCCUCCUGGCCCUCGCAUCAAAACAGUUAGAGGACUCCAGAGUGAAAGACGGGACGAAAUCAAGUAGUCCAUCUUCUUGGUUGGCUCCCGCAACGGAUGACCUUGAAGAUGAUACGAAACUUGAACACAACAGACAUCAGGAAAAGAAGCACACGUCUAUUUUCCCGAGCUCCACCAGAAUUGCAACGUCUUCAUGGGCAGCGCAGCGAAAGCAACAUGCGCCAGGUAGUUCUAGUCACCAGUCUCGACAGGUCAGAGGAGGGACCUCUGCAGCAGCGGGCUCGGUAAUUGACGCUACCUUCGCUAUUGAUUUUCCCGCUGAGUUAGAUUCUGGCUUGCCCAGGCCAGACGCUGAUACUGCGGUAAUGUGGCUGUCGCGAGCGCGAACUGCUCAGGCUAUACUCGGACCUGAAAUCGAAAAGCGUACCCGGCUUCUGCUAUGCGAAGAACAAAAAAACGAAACAGGAACUGUCUUGUCUUCCUGUACAAAUUUCACCUCUUCUCCGCAGGAUUCCGAGGACCAGCAGAGGAAUUCUGCUGCAGCAUCACAGGCGAUUUCACAAGCCCAGGCCGGUGCCGCGUUUUGUAGCGCUUUCGCAUCGGGACUGAGUGCGACCCAGUUCGACGCGACAAGUCGUGGCAGUGGCGACGCACAGAACAGGCAGAUGAAGUCGGCCUCAUCUUCCUCGUCCAGCUUUGACUUGUACAAGGCGAAACUUCUGCAGACUUGCGAGCCAAGCGUGGCGUUAUUGAUACGGACAUUGCGAGGACGGUCUUGCUAAAACUGCAAGAGCAUCAAGAGCAGGCACAAGCGCAACAAGAGACAGCGACGAAGGCCAAAGUACUGCCUGCUGACCCCUUCGCCAACACUCCGUACAUAAGCGGCGGAAAAACAAUCGGCAGGCCUAGUAGAGUAGGCAGAAGUCAUGACUCGAGCCUUCCACUGGGGCCGGGAGAAUCGUCACCCGGUGCUGGCUCUCCGUCUCCAGGUGCAGAAGCAGAACGAGUUUCCAAUCCGAGCUUAGCGGCGUCAUCUGCGACGCCGACCCGGAUCAAAAAACACGGGUUACUGCGUGACAACAUCAACAGAGAACAUUCUCCUGCAAUGUCUGGUUACUCAACGCCCAUUUCCGCUCAAACGGAAAAUCGCCAAAAUCAGCGUUUGCACGCCGCCGAAGCACAAACCCCCUCAAGUGGUCAACAUUCAUCGUCAAGAACAGGACUGUCGCCGAAACACGACCCCUUUCUCCUGCAGGAGUCCUCUCCUGCCUGCCGAGGGAAUCCGUUGCCUACGUCGUCGGGCAUUGGGCUGAAAACAGCAGACAUCCGUAUGGAGACGGACUUUUCGUCCCCGCACGCGCGCCAAAGACUCCGUGCUGCGGUUGACAGAAUUAUGGCCGUAGCGGCUGGACGCGGUCGCGCAGAAAAACCCGUGGAGAGUGAUGAACAACAGAAGGAGGCCGAUGAUAUGCUUCGGAAGACCUACAAUUUGAGCGAGCUACAGGCUCAGGUAUGGAUGCUACGGCGCAUUUUACUGGACUACAUGGCGAUUCCUGACAACACCCUGCAGUACACGCAAGGCAUGACCCAUUUUGUGUAUGCGCUCAUGCUGUCGGUAAAGUUUGCCAAUGAGGAGGCUUACUUUUGGCUUCUGUUGUUCUUCCUGGAAGAACAACCGAUAAUGCCGAAUACAGCAGGCACCUCUUCAGAUGGUGGCUCUCGACUAUAUGCCGCCGAAAAACUUGCAUCUUCGCGCUUUCGCGAACAGCCGCUACCGAGAUCGAAUCUCGCGAGAUUCACGCUAGCUACAGUGUCAAACCCUCUCCUGCUUGAUGAUGUAGACGAGAGCGAGACGCCGCGCCCACGAGAUUAUUAUGCCGGAGGAGGUGAUGAAGGUGCAACUGAUGCGAGCGCAACUACCCGAGCAGCUGGGACUUCUCUCUUCCUGUGGAAGGCCCAGAUAUCCGGUCAAAUCGAUCAGAACAGCGUGUCGGUGUGGGCGCAUCUCCCACGCCAACCAGUGACGAACCGCUAGUUGUAUUUGGUCUACGCAUGCGCAGACUUUUCACUCCGAGUCUUGUCAAAACGUACGCGCCCGUCUUGUUUUACGCCGUGGCACUCGCCAUGUUUCCUAGCUCUACUGCCAGGAGGUACGGAGCAGAAAAUCUUCAGCGAGCUGCACUAUCGCCGAACCCUUUACCCGGCAAUUACGAUGACGCGGGCCUGGCCGUCCAGGGCGAAAAAAUCAAGGGCACCCUCGUGUUCCGUGAUACGAGCAGAGCGCGUGGCUAUGAACUAUCGCGAGGCCGUGAAGACGCUGGUCUUGCCUAUUCCAGCGAUCGCCUAAUCAAUGAGUUCGCAUAGCAGUUCGCUCGCUUCGUCGAUGAGAAGGCGCAUGGGCUGCGGCAUGUCCAGCGCAAGCCUCGUUGAACCAGACACGCUACCCUCAUCUUUACGCCUCCCGGAAAAUUCGGUGCGCGGUGAAGAUGAUGGCCUGAUCAGUGACGCCCUUGCUUCAUCCACGACAUCACGUCCAACUCCCAAGGGAUUUGAAUGCAAGAACAACGCGCCACCUUCGCAUCUCUCGGGGGAAGCCGGCCGAAGAACGGCUGCAACAGCCGCAUAUUCGAGUCUAUUUGAGCUAGAGGGCGAGGAAACUGAGAUCGCGAUGCCGGAAUCCUUGCUGGCCUGUCCCGUACGAGAUCUGCAGGAAGGCAGUUGUGGAAGCUUUUUCUUCGACUACACCUCCGUGAUCCCAAGCUCGACCGUUGAUGCCGGACCUCCUGCAUCUUCUUCGUGCCAUGUCUGUUGUCCUACAACGCCCCAGGGAGAUAAGCCUCCGCAGAAAAAUAGCGAACCAUUUGCAUCGUCGAGCGAACGCGGGACGUCAAAAUCGAGAUCGCUGCCAUCUCCCGACCAUGUGCUUAAUGAUAAGGUAGAGCUUUUACUGACCCAGUACUUGAAGAGCGUGUAUCAAAAAAAAUUAACAAUUUACAUAAAAAACGUAAACCUAUCGUUCUACUCAUCUCGAUUACAACGAGAAUUAUAGAGAGUGUGAGUGUAGCUGCAUGGACUUGAUAACUUCCCUUUUUUUAGAAAACGUCAUGCUUCUCUACUGGGGUCUGUGAAACAGAAAUAAUCCUAGGCAUUGAACCUGAGACCGUUCCACCAUGAUUCUGAGGACCUGCCAGUCUGACAAACUGCAUCAUCUUCAGAGUGAACGCGUUUUGUGAGCCUAGCGUGUUAAAGUGGAUUCCUGCAAAACGAAAUCUGAAUCUGCUCAUAGUUGAGAAGAAG
Messenger RNA from Amoebophrya sp. A25, 4167 nucleotides. Lineage: Eukaryota; Dinophyceae; Syndiniales; Amoebophryaceae. The record is from the annotation of a GenBank genome assembly.